Messenger RNA from Calidris pugnax (ruff), 3699 nucleotides. It is a transcript of the gene KLHL25, whose product is annotated as kelch like family member 25. Gene Ontology annotation, molecular function: protein binding. NCBI's taxonomy places the organism in Eukaryota, Metazoa, Chordata, Aves, Charadriiformes, Scolopacidae. The transcript has 4 exons. The record is from RefSeq and is a predicted model, not a curated record. The coding region runs from base 315 to 2084 and encodes 589 amino acids.
GGGCCGGGUCCUACCGCCGCCGCCGCGUCCAUCGCCUCACGCGUGGGCCCGGGGCCGCCCCGCCGCCCGCCCUCCAUCCAUCCCACCAUCCCACCCGCGCUCCCUCCAUCCAUCCGUCCAUCCGGGGGGGCUGCGGGGCCGCCGGGGGUUUCGGCCGGGCCGGACGCGGAGACAAGAGGCUCUGUCCUGUCCAGGGAGAACUGCUGGGGUGUUUUCUUCAUGAGCUGAGAUCAGAGGGGUCUUUUCUGCCUGAGCCAACUCCGACUCUCCUUCAGGGUUGCCGACUACCCUGUGUAGGCAAGAGCUCUGUCACCAUGUCAGUCAGCGUCCACGAGAACCGUAAAUCCCGGACUAGCACCGGCUCUAUGAACAUCUUGCUUUUUCACAAAGCUUCCCACCCAGACUGUGUCUUGUCCCAUCUGAACACCCUGCGGAAGCACUGCAUGUUCACCGAUGUCACCCUUUGGGCAGGAAACAGGUCAUUCCCCUGUCAUCGGGCAGUGCUGGCUGCCUCCAGCAGAUACUUUGAAGCCAUGUUCAGCAAUGGCCUCCGGGAGAGCUUGGACGAUGAGGUGAACUUUCAUGACAGCCUCCACCCAGAGGUGCUGGAGCUACUGCUGGACUUUGCUUAUUCCUCUCGGAUCAUCAUCAAUGAGGAGAACGCUGAGUCCCUCCUGGAGGCUGGAGACAUGCUGCAGUUCCAUGAUGUCCGAGAUGCAGCAGCUGAAUUCCUGGAGAAGAACCUCUACCCUUCCAACUGCCUGGGCAUGAUGUUGCUCUCAGAUGCUCACCAGUGCCGGCGGCUCUACGAGCUCUCCUGGAGGAUGUGCCUGGUCAACUUUGAGACUGUUCACAAGAGUGAGGACUUCAACAACCUGUCCAAGGACACUCUACUGGACCUCAUCUCCAGUGAUGAGCUGGAAAUUGAGGAUGAAGAAAAGGUCUUUAAGGCUGUCAUCCAGUGGGUGAAAUACGAUCUGGAUGAGCGGAAGGCUUAUCUCCCAGAACUUCUGAGGAAUGUUCGUCUGGCCUUGCUUCCUUCUGAAUGCCUCAAGGAAGCCUUGGCUUGUGAGGACUUGAUCAUGGUGGAUGAAAGGAACAAGCUUGUCUUGGAUGAAGCUAUUCAGUGCAAGAAGAAGAUCCUCCAGAAUGAUGGGGUGGUCACCAGUCCCUGUGCCAGGCCUCGCAAGGCUGGGCACACCUUGCUGAUCCUGGGAGGACAGACCUUCAUGUGUGAUAAGAUCUACCAAGUGGAUCAUAAAGCAAAGGAGAUUAUCCCCAAAGCAGACCUGCCAAGUCCUCGGAAGGAGUUUAGUGCCUGUGCCAUCGGUUGCAAAGUAUAUAUCACUGGAGGUAGGGGCUCGGAGAACGGGGUCUCUAAAGACGUAUGGGUGUAUGACACUGUUCAUGAGGAAUGGUCAAAAGCUGCUCCAAUGUUAAUAGCUCGGUUUGGGCACGGUUCGGCUGAAUUGGAGAACUGCCUCUAUGUGGUUGGUGGACACACUGCAGUAGCUGGAGUCUUUCCUGCAUCUCCUUCUGUUUCCUUGAAGCAAGUAGAGAAGUAUGAUCCCAUAUCCAACAAAUGGACAAUGGUGGCCCCUUUGAGAGACGGAGUGAGCAACGCCGCGGUGGUGAGCGCCAGGCUCAAGCUUUUUGUCUUUGGUGGGACCAGCAUUCACCGAGACAUGGUGUCCAAAGUCCAGUGCUAUGAUCCAGCUGAGAACCGGUGGAUGAUCAAAGCCGAAUGCCCGCAGCCCUGGCGCUACACGGCAGCUGCUGUCCUGGGCAGCCAGAUUUUCAUCAUGGGAGGAGACACAGAGUUCACGGCAGCAUCUGCCUACCGCUUUGACUGCGAAACGGACCAGUGGACACGCAUCGGGGACAUGACAGCCAAGCGCAUGUCGUGCCACGCUUUGGCCUCGGGGAACAAACUCUAUGUGGUGGGGGGUUACUUUGGGACUCAGAGGUGCAAAACGCUGGACUGCUACGACCCUACGUCAGACACGUGGAACUGUAUCACAACGGUGCCUUACUCGCUCAUCCCCACAGCUUUUGUCAGCACCUGGAAGCACUUGCCAUCAUGAUGAGGGUCAGGGCUAGGGCACUUGUAUCCAGGAGGUCAAUAAGGUGCCAGAGUCACAUCCACGUCCCCUGUCUUGCUGCUGGAGCCAACACAGCGACCGUGUCCCCUUCCUGUCCUCCGGCGUGGGACUCCAAGGAGCCUUCCCAGCUCCAGGAGCGGGAGGCACGGCCGUCCCUGUCACCAGCACUGCACCGGGGGGACACCAAGGGCCACCCAGCCCCACCACCGGCCACUGCACGGGGAUGGCUUGGAGCCCGGAGUGCUGGCUGCCGGGCUGGGGCCAGGGGGGCCAGGGGACAGCUCGUGAGUGCCAGUGGCCCCACCAGGCUGGGGAGAUGGAGGACGUGCAUCCCUCAGCAAGCACGGCGUGGGGAGCCGUGAGGUGCUUUUUGUUACUCAGUUGGGGAGGGGGUGGGUUAAGAGAUAUUGAUAUUAUUUUUUUUUUUUUUUGGAAGGCAGUGAACUUCCCAUUGGCAGGGGCUGCUGUUUGGGUGGCUUGGAAGGGUUUUUUUUUUUUUAAAGGGCAAAGGGGCAGGCUGGCAGAGAGCAGCACCCAGCUCUCCCCAGCCUCUGGCCGCUCCACGGAGGUGAUGGCUGUUGAAAUACUCAAGCGUGGGAGCUCAGGGCGGCUGCCAGCAGCGCCGGGUACUGUGGCAAAACAGGGCAGGUGCCUUUUGUUUUGCACUUUGGGCCUUUUUUUUUAAUUAUUAUUAUUUUAUUAUUUUUAUUUUAUUUCCCCCCUUUCCUCGCUGCAGCGGGUUGCCAUUUGGUCUUGCCAGCUGCUGGGGAGAGCUCUGUUAGCGUGCCAAGGCACCGGCCCCGCUGCCGAGAUAUUCACCAGAUAAACCCCUCUGCCUGCUCAGAGCCGGUCUUCUGAGUCUCCCCGCCGAGCAGCGCGUGGGUGAGGGCCUAAUUAGCAAACGAGCAGAAGCAGAGAGGUGCAGCGGGGCAAAGCUCGCGCCCUGGGAGGGGGCGUCCUGCCCCUAGUGAGGCCUCGGAGGGACGGCGAGCGGACUUGGGGGGGCUGGGGAGGGAUCCCCUCCCUCCUGCUGUGCUGCACAUCCUGGCUCCUCCUUGGGGAGAUGGGGGCAUUUUUGGCUGCACGUUGCCCGCCCGUGGUCGGGCUGUAGCUGCCCCGGGUUAUCCACACAAAACCGGCUGAAUUUGGGUUUAGCUCGAGUGGCUCCUCAUUCCCGCUGCGGAGGAAGACCCCUGGGUUUUGGCUGUCCAUACGGGGAUGCAGCUCCUGCCUGGCCUCUUCCAGGGCUGGCCACCACCAAAGGCUGGUUCUGCUGGGAAGCCCCAGCAUCCCGCUUCCCUCCGCCACAGAUCUGGUCCUGCAGAUGCUCUGGGUUUGCCUUUUGCCCCUGGAUUAGGUUAAGCUGAAGCCUGGCCAGCUGAAUGAUGCAAUGUGAUGAAAAGCCUUGACAUGGCUUCAAACAACAAAGGUCUUUUUGGAGCAAUGAGCGCCUGUUGCUGCCGGGAAGAACACACUUUGUGCACAGCCGGUCUGCGAUGCUCUGAAUGACGUUUAUUUACAUUUUCUAAGGUUGGUUGGUUGCUUUUUUUUUUUUUUUUUCCUCCAGCUGCCUGCGAACUUUAAUAAAAAAUGAUGA